GCGGUAGAGAGCCAUUUUCUCUUUUUUUUUUUUUUUUUUUUGCAAACGAGGAAGGAAAUUACUCGACCAACUUCCGGGUAAACACCGACACAUGUCGCUUUAACUUUUAUAAGGCUUGCGUAUAGGUGCCCGAACAUUGACUGAUGAGUCCACAUUUGACCCUGUGACUCGCAGCCAUGACGAGGUGGGCUCGGGCCAACAACGUCCACAAGCACAAGGCGGCCGAGGCCACGCCGUGGAGUCAGCUGAGGGCGAGGGGAGGCCCCAAAGGAGGCGGAGGCGGAGAACCUCAGAAGAACCGCGCUCGAGGAACGCAGCCGAGCGGCUCCGCGGCGAAGAAGCCCAACAACAAGAAGAAGAAGAAAGACUACACGGACCAAGAUGUCAACGGCUUCCUGGAGUUUCUGCAGCGGAGCGGACAAGCGCCGGCGGACGGCCGGGAGGAGCUCAGGCAGGAGGUGCACGUGGCCUUGAGGAAGGACCAGCGAAGAGAAAACAGGAGGCUCAAGAGGCAGACGGACAAGAAGAGCAAAAUGCUGUGCUUCAACUGCAGGAAGCCCGGCCACGGCCUGGCCGACUGCCCCGAGGCCGAGCGGGACCACGAGAUGGGCCGCGGCAUCUGCUACCGGUGCGGCUCCGCCGAGCACGAGAUCCAGCGCUGCCGGGCCAAAGUGGACCCCGCCGUCGGCGACUUCCCGUACGCCAAAUGCUUCAUCUGCGGCCAGACGGGACAUUUGUCGCGCUCCUGCCCCGACAACCCCAAAGGGCUCUACGCUCAAGGAGGAAGCUGUCACGUUUGCGGAUCGGUGGAACAUUUCCAGAAGGACUGUCCCGAACAUCAAGUCUCAAGUCAGUGCGUGACCUUGGACUGGCUGUCCAACAACAUCAGCGCCGACCACCAAGACGUCCACGUUCCCGUCACCAAAAACCGGCCCCGGCGCCAAAAGGUGGUCGUCUUCUGAUGGCGCCGGAUCGCGUUUCUUGUCGCGACCGCUUGUUGUCUUCCGGGAUGCCAAAUCAACCCAAAAUAUAUAUAUUUUUUUUUCUUUCUA
Molecule: messenger RNA, 1052 nt
Organism: Syngnathoides biaculeatus (alligator pipefish)
Lineage: Eukaryota; Metazoa; Chordata; Actinopteri; Syngnathiformes; Syngnathidae
Gene: zcchc9
Product: zinc finger, CCHC domain containing 9
Exons: 6
Coding region: 177-962 (261 amino acids)
Molecular function (GO): zinc ion binding; nucleic acid binding
Source: RefSeq, a predicted model, not a curated record